Messenger RNA from Verticillium alfalfae VaMs.102, 1005 nucleotides. Its product is annotated as kelch repeat protein. The transcript has 2 exons. Bases 1 to 1005 code for a protein of 334 amino acids. The record is from RefSeq and is a predicted model, not a curated record. Gene Ontology annotation, molecular function: protein binding. Lineage: Eukaryota; Fungi; Ascomycota; Sordariomycetes; Glomerellales; Plectosphaerellaceae.
AUGGCCAGCAUUGAAACUUCAUGGAUCAAGCUAGCUGAGAGCCAACGGCUUCAGCGUUCCUCUCAAACCAUUGCCGUGCUCGGAUCGACUGCGUACAUAUUCGGCGGAGAACUCCUUCCCAGAGAACCCAUCGAUAACCAGCUCGAUAUUGUUCGCCUGGGCACGUCAUCUGUGCACACCAUUCCGGCACCCCAGAAUGCGCCCUCGCCUCGCGUCGGCUCAUCGUGUGUAGCCAUCAAGAAUGCCCUCUAUCUGUUCUCCGGCCGUGGCGGCAUCGCCAUGGCGCCUGUUGAAGAAAACGGCGCCGUCUGGCGAUAUACGCCCGCCGACAGUAGCUGGACGCUGAUCACGCCAGCGGACACGUCGGCGCCGUUUGUCGAUGGGCGAAGUUAUCACGCAGCGACCUCCAAUGGCGUGGAUACCAUCUACCUCCACGCUGGAUGUCCCGAGAAGGGCCGCAAGGCAGACCUCUGGUCCUUCAACGUUGAGUCGAGGAUCUGGACUGUCCUGCCGGCCGCCCCGCCGCCCGCACGCGGAGGAACAUCGAUCGCAUUUUCCAAGGGGAAAAUCUACAGAAUGAACGGGUUCGAUGGCGAGCAUGAGCAGGGCGGGGCCAUUGACGUGUUCGACAUUGCGAAGGAGACAUGGUCGACCAUCUCGUUCCAGGCAGAUGGCGUGCAGGGGCCCGAGGCGCGCAGUGUCGCUGCUCUCGUCGCCGUCCAGUCACAAGGCAAGGAUCUGCUUGUUACGCUCUUUGGCGAACGGGAUCCCAGUGCACUCGGUCACGCUGGAGCAGGAAAGAUGCUCUCUGAUGUCUGGGCAUUCGACAUUCACCACGAAAUCUGGACGAAGCUCGCUUUCACAGGCGACACCCCCUCCUCGCGCGGCUGGUUUGAUGCCGAUGUGGCGCACCAAGAGGAUGGCACCGACGCGAUCAUCGUCCAUGGAGGUCUCGCCGAGGACAACUCUCGGCUUGGUGACCUCUGGAAGCUGCAGUUUGCCUGA